AAAUUAAAGUUAAUCAAUCAAGAAAAUCUUUCUCAUAUCUGUUUUUUGCUUACACACCAGACUGCAGAUUUGCAGAGCAGAUAACUGUACCUCUCGUUUAAAUCCAGUUCAGUUCCUUUUUGCACAACUUUUUGACGUUUUCAGUUUACGUGAACGUCAAAUGUUUUCUAUUUUUGCUUUCGAAUAGAAUACCAAAUUUUUUGCUGAAUAAAGGAACGACCACUUGUAUUCGGUUUUUUAUUUGAAGGUUUUUCCUCAUAAAAAUGAAUGUUUUAAAACUGACAAGGAACUCUUUGGGUUUGGCUCGUGGAUUUCAUCUAAGUGCUAUUAAUGCUGCUGAAGCUCAAGCCAAACCCAAAAGAUUGAAGAAAUUUGCAAUCUACCGAUGGAACCCAGACGACCCAAAAACUGAACCCAAGGUUCAAGAAUAUGAAAUAGACUUGAAUGAGUGUGCUCCCAUGGUUCUGGAUGCACUGAUAAAGAUCAAGAAUGAGAUCGAUCCCACCCUUACUUUCCGAAGAUCUUGCAGAGAAGGUAUUUGUGGGUCCUGUGCUAUGAACAUCGAAGGUGUUAACACGUUGGCUUGCAUAUGCAAGAUAAACACAAAUACUUCGAAGGUUUCAAAGAUCUAUCCUUUACCACACAUGUAUGUGGUUAAAGAUCUGGUUCCAGAUUUAACCCACUUUUAUGAUCAGUAUAAAUCAAUUAAACCGUGGCUCCAGAGGAAGGACGAAAGUAAGAUGGGAAAAUUCCAGUAUUUGCAGGACGUCAAAGAUAGGGAGAAGUUAGAUGGCCUUUACGAGUGUAUAAUGUGUGCCUGUUGUUCAACUUCUUGCCCAAGUUAUUGGUGGAAUGGGAAUAAGUACUUAGGACCUGCUGUUCUUAUGCAGGCUUACAGAUGGAUCAUUGAUUCGAGAGAUGAAGCAACAGAGGAAAGAUUAAAUAGUCUCAGGGAUGCUUAUUCAGUAUUCAAAUGCCACACUAUAAUGAACUGUUCCAGAACUUGUCCCAAGGGCUUGAAUCCUGGAAGGGCUGUUGCUGAAAUUAAGAGGCAUUUGGCUGGCCUUACCAAAAAGGCUCCACCAAUGUUAAAUCCAGUUGGUUUGGCCAAUGCUUAAAUCUGAUGUUAAAAUCUGAGAUUUUAUUGUAUUCAAUGAUAUUUUAGGCACAAUUCUGUAAUUGUUUGAAAUAUAUUGACAGUAUUUUAAGAUAAAAAGACCGAAUAAAUGUUUUAAUGUGAA
Coccinella septempunctata (seven-spotted ladybird) is the source of this 1241-nucleotide messenger RNA. It is a transcript of the gene SdhB, whose product is annotated as succinate dehydrogenase [ubiquinone] iron-sulfur subunit, mitochondrial. Gene Ontology annotation, biological process: respiratory electron transport chain; tricarboxylic acid cycle; aerobic respiration. The record is from RefSeq and is a predicted model, not a curated record. The transcript has 6 exons. Gene Ontology annotation, cellular component: mitochondrial membrane. Lineage: Eukaryota; Metazoa; Arthropoda; Insecta; Coleoptera; Coccinellidae. The coding region runs from base 264 to 1118 and encodes 284 amino acids. Gene Ontology annotation, molecular function: 2 iron, 2 sulfur cluster binding; electron transfer activity.